ACAUUGCAGUGCUCCCAGGGAUUAGUUAGCGAACUUCAAUUUUCCAAAUAAGAAAGGGGAAGGGAUGGGAUCUGAAGUCGCCGCCGUACAUGUCCUCAUGGUGUCCUUCCCGGCCCAAGGCCACGUCAAUCCUCUUCUUAGGAUGGCCAAGCUCUUGGCUUCAAAGGGUCUAUUAGUUACCUUCACCACCACCGAUCACACAGCCCAAAUGAUAAAACGCUCCGACUCCACCACCACCGGAAAUAACUUACCCAUCCCCAUAGGCGAGGGUCAUCUCCGGUUCGAAUUCUUCUCUGACGGUUGGGUUGUGGACGAACCCAAACGCUACAACCUAGACCUCUUAAUGCACCAGCUCGAGACCUAUGCCAAGGAUUCCUUCACUCGUCUCUUACACAAACAGUUCGAGGAAGGUCGACCGGUUUCUUGCCUUGUUGGCAACCCUUUCGUGCCCUGGGCAUCGGACGUGGCCACCGACAUGGGCAUCCCUUGUGCGGUGUUGUGGGUCCAAUCCUGUGCUGUCUUCUCUUCUUACUAUCACUACUUCCACCGUUUGACUUCCUUCCCCACCACUGAUCAACCUGACCUCACCGUCGAUCUGCCUGGUCUCCCUACUCUAUGCUCCGACGAAAUACCCAGUUUCUUGCACCCAACCACCCGUUACGUGCCCUUAAGAAAUGCGAUCCUAGGUCAGUUUAAGAACCUCUCCAAGUCCUUCUGUGUGCUGGUAGAUUCAUUCGAGGAACUCGAACGCGAGUCCAUGUGUGGCAUGGAGGCUAAUAGUGAACUAAGACUCAGAACCGUAGGCCCUUUAUUCAAACACUUAAGUAAUGAAAAAAAAAAAAUUAACAAAGAUAGCAUUCAAGCAAACAUGUGGAAGGCAGAAGAGAAUUGCAUCGAAUGGUUGGACUCUCAAGAGCCAUCCUCGGUGGUUUACGUCUCCUUCGGCAGUAUCGUCACUUUGGAGAAGAGUCAGAAGGAAGAGAUGGCCUGGGGGCUCUUGAAAACGGGGCUUCCUUUCUUGUGGGUGGUGAGACCCGCAGCAGAUGGAUGGGUCGGGGAUGAUCAGAAGCUUCCAGAAGGGUUCGUGGAGGAAGCAAAAGGGAAGGGGAAGGUGGUGGGAUGGUGCCCACAAGAACAGGUGUUGGAACACCCAUCUGUGGCAUGCUUUGUGACCCAUUGCGGGUGGAAUUCGUCGCUGGAAAGCUUGAGCUCAGGCGUUCCGGUGGUGGCGCUGCCCAAGUGGGGAGACCAGGUGACCAAUGCCAAGUUCCUGGUGGAUGUGUAUAGGGUUGGGGUCCGUAUGGGGCGUGGGGAGGCGGAGGGGAAACUGGUGAAAAGGGAUGAGGUGGCCAGUUGCAUCUUGGACGUGGUACGUGGGCCGAGAGCGGAGGAGAUGAAGAAAAACGCCCUCAAGUGGAAAGCUGCGGCCAAGGAGGCGGUGGCGGAAGGUGGAUCUUCCGACCGUAAUAUCCAAAGUUUCGUGGAUGAUGUUCGAGGGAUGACGUUUCUGACGAAACAGAAAACUCAGCCAUGCACCAAUACCAUUGGGAACCGAGAUCCUCUACUUCCACCUGCUCCUAUUGCCGUGAGCGCCCCAAAUACAAGCAAGGUGGAAAAUACUAUUUUACCCCUGCCCGAGGUUCUUCUUCCAUGA
Messenger RNA from Telopea speciosissima, 1654 nucleotides. Its product is annotated as gallate 1-beta-glucosyltransferase 84A23-like. Gene Ontology annotation, molecular function: UDP-glycosyltransferase activity. Lineage: Eukaryota; Viridiplantae; Streptophyta; Magnoliopsida; Proteales; Proteaceae. The record is from RefSeq and is a predicted model, not a curated record. Bases 65 to 1654 code for a protein of 529 amino acids. The transcript has a single exon.